ACGUGAAUUUGAAUAAGCAAAGAACUAUGGGAAGGAAGCUGAAGUCUGAGCCGGAGGUGAAAUCACAAUAGCUAGCCGGAACUUGGGCGCGUGGGUAUGGCCUCUUCUGAUACAAUCAUCUCCGGUGAGGGGAUUUUGAGCGUCCGCCACAGCCGCCGCACAGCCGGUUCAGGCGGAAACUGGGCUCCGCAGGGCUGCCUAGGUCGAGGGCGAGCAACAGUAGUAGACGACGGCUGGUUGAGAAACGCUUCCCUGUGGCCCAUGGCCGACGGGGAGGACACCCCAGCGGUGGGGCCUGGCUCUGUGUCCAACCGAGGGAAUGAGAAGGUGGAGGAAGCGGCCGGUGCCGGAACCGACUGGGUGGAGAAACUGCGCGGGGAGUGUGAACCCGAACAGCACUGGCAAUAUCGCCGGGAGUUCUUGAUUCGUAACGGGGAGGCCCUGCCCUUAUCUCUGGGCGGGAAGGAUGGCGAGGAGAGCACGGAAUUGCGGCGCCUUGUCUCAUUUUCUAUGGUGUGGGCCAACCAUAUUUUCCUGGGAUGCCGGUAUCCUACACAAGUGAUGGAAAAGGUGAUGGACAUGGCUACAGGCAUCACAGUGAACAAUGCUCCAACCCACACUCUGAGAGAUGAACUGGUUGCCAAGGUGAAACGAGGCAUAUCCAGUAGCAAUGAAGAGCCAGAAGGGCCUUGCAAGAAGCGAGCUGUUGGCACAGACAAAGCUUCUGAAGUUAGUGGCAAUGAUCCAAGGUCUAUGAAGUCAGAUGUGCCCAUGGAAACAAAUACUGAACCUGUGAAGAACCCAGGAAAAGAGGCAGCAAAAAAUCCAGAGAAGUCACUGUCUUCAACCAUGGCCCAGAAAGUAGCACCUAUGGCAGCUCCUGCACCUGUGGCCCAGAAGGUAGCGUCGGCAGCUCCAGCUCCUGUGGCCCAGAAGGUAGCCCUAGCACCUGUGGCCCAGAAGGCAACGUCCACAGCCCCUUCAACUACAGUAAGAGUAGAAGCCAGAGUUGCUAAUUAUGAAUCUACAGUAACUGCCAGGCACAAAUCAGCUGUGGCUUCUUCUGUGCCGGAAUCAAAGCUGAAUUACAGUUUAAAUAAAGCUUCAGAAUCCAAAUCUGAAAAUGCAUUACCCUCUGAAAAGAAAGUCAGCUUGGAAGAUACAGCAGUAUUAGCUUCAAAAAGCGGUUCACACACAAGUGUGGUUCCUGCCAAAGUACCAUGCAAAUUAUUAACAAGUGAAGAUGCAAAAGAGAGGCAACCAUUUUUCAAUAGACUAUACAAAGCUGUUGCUUGGAAGUUGGUUGCUGUUGGAGGGUUUAGUCCCAAUGUCAAUCAUGUAGAACUCUUAAACUCAUCUAUUCAGUCAGUAAAGGCAACAUUAGAUGUUGAAUUUGUCCCACUGAAAGAGCUUGCAGAUUUACCUCAGAAUAAAAGCUCUCAGGAAAGUGUAGUUUGUGAACUGAGAUGCAAAUCUGUGUAUUUGGGUACUGGCUGUGGAAGAAGUAAGGAAAAUGCCAAAGCAGUUGCUUCAAGAGAGGCGCUGAAACUAUUUCUCAAGAAGAAGGUUAUUGUGAAAUUAUGUAAAAGGAAGUACAAAGGAAGGGAAAUUGAAGAUUUGGUGCUUCUUGAUGAAGAAUCAAAACCAUUAAAUUUACCUCCUGCUUUAAGAAAUCCUCAAGAAAUAUUGUAAACCAGUGAAGCAAUCCCUGUUUAUACUAGCAAAUAAUGUUUUAUCAUAAACAACUGAAUAACUUUUUGUACACUAUAUUAGGAUCGCAGAUUUUGUAUUUCUCAAUUCUCAGUUUUGCAGAACAAAUACAAUUCUUGUUCUUUUCACUCAGUAGCAGAUGUAAAUAAUUUGUUAUAGAUGUAAAGUGUGCAGAGGUAUGCCUUAACAUAUAUAGCACAUUAGUGUGCUGUUUUAUUUGCUAAAUAGUCUACCUAAGUCUUCUAUUUUUUAAUGAACAAUUAAGGUACAUACAGUUUGCUGUUCAGUCUAAUUUUCUAACUCCUACAAUUUAGUAGCAGUAAUGCUCACUUCAGGACCCAUAACCUUUUUUAGCUGCAAGCAAGUUUUGUAGACAGGUACUAUUGUAUCUAGAUGAUAGAAAGUUGUCCAAAAAUUUUGAUCAAACCUUUAAUCGCCUGCUUCAUGUGCUCAUAAUGUUUCAUAUGCCUGUUUAAAAAAGAAGAUAGUUAAUUUGGAUUAUUUUAAUGAAGUAGUAAUAUUUUAAAUCUUAACUCAAAAAUGAUAUGCUGAUCCUAUUUAAUAUCAUACUUGCAAAUUGUCAGUAAAUAAUCAACAAAUUAUUUGUAUCACUAAACACUUCUUUACACA
Molecule: messenger RNA, 2340 nt
Organism: Rhineura floridana
Lineage: Eukaryota; Metazoa; Chordata; Lepidosauria; Squamata; Rhineuridae
Gene: CDKN2AIP
Product: CDKN2A interacting protein
Exons: 3
Coding region: 97-1692 (531 amino acids)
Cellular component (GO): nucleoplasm; nucleolus
Source: RefSeq, a predicted model, not a curated record